This is a messenger RNA of Penicillium lagena, 480 nucleotides long. RefSeq names its product coiled-coil-helix-coiled-coil-helix domain-containing protein. The record is from RefSeq and is a predicted model, not a curated record. The coding region runs from base 1 to 480 and encodes 159 amino acids. Lineage: Eukaryota; Fungi; Ascomycota; Eurotiomycetes; Eurotiales; Aspergillaceae. The transcript is spliced from 4 exons. Gene Ontology annotation, biological process: mitochondrial electron transport, NADH to ubiquinone.
AUGGCCCAGAGAGAUCCUCGGUUCAACCAGCAUGUCCUGGUCGACACGACGCCGAUGCCCGACCACAUUCCCAAGGUCGAUGAGAUUGGCGCGACGUCUGCCCCGCUGAUGAGCGCGGCGUACUUCAUCGGGGACCGGUGCAAGGCGUACAACGAUGACUUUAUGAAGUGCAAGGACGAGGCCAAUGGGCGCGGGGAGAUCGACUGCUUGAAGGAGGGAAGGAAGGUCACCCGCUGUGCGGCUAGUGUCAUCAAGGAUAUCAACACCAACUGCCUGAAGCAGUUUACCGCUCACUGGGAGUGUCUCGAGAACAACAACCACCAUCUGUUUGAGUGCCGACGGGCGGAGCAGCAGCUGAACAACUGCGUUUUUGAGAAGCUGGGCCUGAAGAAGACCAUCCCUGGCGCCCCCGAGAACCAAGUCCCCGUGCACAUGCGUCCCAAGCAAAAAUACGCCCAGUAUCCGGGUCCGCAGUUCUAG